This is a messenger RNA of Malaclemys terrapin pileata, 8084 nucleotides long. RefSeq names its product protein tyrosine phosphatase receptor type J (gene PTPRJ). Gene Ontology annotation, molecular function: protein tyrosine phosphatase activity; protein binding. Lineage: Eukaryota; Metazoa; Chordata; Testudines; Emydidae. Gene Ontology annotation, biological process: protein dephosphorylation. The record is from RefSeq and is a predicted model, not a curated record. The coding region runs from base 1171 to 4650 and encodes 1159 amino acids. The transcript has 23 exons.
UAACUUGUCUAUUUUCGUUGUCCAAGGUGAAUGAAAUGUAAAAAGUACAUUAAUCCUGGGAAGUAAAUUAGAUUAUAAAAAUGUUCAUUUGCAAUAUCAGACAUUUACAGAAGCGGUAACAUUAAAAAAUACCAGCGUCAAUUGAAAGGAAUUAUUUCAGAUAACUUCCUCGGGGUGAAGUGUGUUUCACUGAGUCAUUUCAGAGCACCAGUUUUUGUUCUGUCACCCAUUUGUGUUUCCCCAGUUGAACAAUGCUACAUGAUCAUAAAGUAUAAAUCCAAACGUUAAUGGGGGGGGGGGGAAGGGGAGGGGGCGGGGAAGGAAAAGAAAACCUCGUUAAUUAGCAUACUUCAGAACUGACUAGCCCAAUCUCACCCGAUAUGUGGGCUCACAUCACUGCUUAUGGGAAAUCAUGAGUAUCACAAAGAAUAUUUACAUGCCAUCCGUCCCGAUGUGUGCUCGUUUUAAUCUGUUCUUUGAGUUCUGUGGAUAAUUUUCCGCUCUAGAAAUAUUGUAGCAAGCCCCAUGUGCUCUGAGAAGCAGAAAUCUCGCUGUUUGUAGUACCAGAGAAACCCCCAUGAAGAAUGUCCUUUUUCAGAGACUGAAAGGGGGAGGGGGGAAGGAGAACAUCCCUCUCCGGCUCCAUUUCCAAGUCGAUUGCAGAAAAAAUGUGGGAGGGCUAGAAAAGUUUUGAGUGAGCCACUUCCUCGUCCAGCCCAGCUGGGAGACAGAAAGGGGGAAUGUCAGAUAGGGAGAGGGGGGAAGUGCAGUAACAACUUCCCAGCAGCAAAAUGGCCUUUUAAACCCUUGACAACAGGAGGCAAAUUCCUCCCCCUGGCAGCAGCGGAAGCGAUGAGUGUUCAGAGGGGAGGUGACUGACUCCUCUCCUUCUCCCCAGAGCAGGAGGCGAGCUUCGCCGGGAGUCCUGCCUGUGCAUCUCGCUCCACCCUGCCCAGGACUUGCCCCCGCUCCGAACUCCCGCAUUUUCAGCGCGGGGCGCGCGGCAGGGAGAGCGAGAGAGCCGCCGCCGCCUCCGGAGCGCAGAGAGAGAGAGAGAGGGACCCCGCCGGGCGCAGCUGAGUGCUGGGGGGCGCAGCCCUGCCAUGUCCCCGGGGAAGCCGGAGUCGGGCUAAGCGGCUGUACGCGCAGCGGGGAGAGCUCUUCAGGACCAUGAAGCAGCCAGGGCAGCUCUUCCUCCGCCUGCUGCUCCUGCUCUGCCUCGCCAAGAUUGAACCGGCAGCUGCCUGCCUUAAAGAUUGCAGCUCAAUAAAUGUAAAUGCAGCAACAACAGAAAUCAAUAUAGACGCAUUACCAGAAAACUUUACAAUAAGCAAUGUAACUUUUGCAAAUGGAACACUGUUCCAGGAUUCACCACUGAACAAUUCAAUAAGAGGUCUUUCCCCUGGUGUACAAUACAUUAUCAACUUUCAAAAUGGUACAGAAUCAUGCUGCAAAAACAUUACAACAAAACCCAGUGCAGUUUCCAACCUCAAAGUUAUAAAUGUCAGCACAACAGAAGUAACCUUGACAUGGCAAAACAGUGAUGCUGAGGCUUCUAAGUACACUUAUAGGAUACUCUAUGAAGUUCAGGGAACUUCAUUUCCAGAAAACAUCACUUCUCCAAACAAGUCUGCUACCAUUACAGGAUUGAAACCUGGUACCUUGUAUGCAAUUACAGUCUUCGCACAAGUUGCAGGGACUGACGGAAACGCCAGCACCAUAGAGAUCUAUACAAAACCCAGUGCAGUUUCCAACCUCAAAGUUAUAAAUGUCAGCACAACAGAAGUAACCUUGACAUGGCAAAACAGUGAUGCUGAGGCUUCUAAGUACACUUAUAGGAUACUCUAUGAAGUUCAGGGAACUUCAUUUCCAGAAAACAUCACUUCUCCAAACAAGUCUGCUACCAUUACAGGAUUGAAACCUGGUACCUUGUAUGCAAUUACAGUCUUCGCACAAGUUGCAGGGACUGACGGAAACGCCAGCACCAUAGAGAUCUAUACAAAGCCCAGUCCAGUUUUUGACAUCGAGCCCACAAUUAUCGGCACAAAACAAGUGACCUUAACGUGGAAAAACAAUGACACUGCUGCUCCUAAUUACACAUAUGUGAUAUACAUUGAUGGGAAUGGAAUUUCUCCUACUCGGAACCAAACCUCCCAAAACGAAAGUGCUGUAAUUGUGGGAUUACAGCCUGGUACUCCUUAUAACUUCACAAUAGUUCCACUAGCAGCGGAUAAUACGACCACAGGAGACUCAAGAGUCCUACGCAUCUAUACAAAACCCAGUGCAGUUCAUAACCUUGAAGUUAUAAAUGUCAGCACAACAGAAGUAACCUUGACAUGGCAAAACAGUGAUGCUGAGGCUUCUAAGUACACUUAUAGGAUACUCUAUGAAGUUUAUGGAACUUCGUCUCCAGAAAACAUCACUUCUCCAAACAAGUCUGCUACCAUUACAGGAUUGAAACCUGGUACCUUGUAUCUAUUUAUGGUCUUCUCACAAGUUGCAGGGACUGAAGGAGACUCCAUCCCCAGAAAGACCUAUACAAAGCCCAGUCCAGUUUUUGACAUCCAGCUCACAAGUAUCGGCACAGAUCAAGUGACCUUAACAUGGGGAAACAAUGACACUGCUGCUCCUAAUUACACAUAUGUGAUAUACACUGAUGGGAAUGGAAUUUCUCCUAUUCGGAACCAAACCUCCCAAAACGAAAGUGCUGUAAUUGUGGGAUUACAGCCUGGUACCUCUUAUAACUUCACAAUAGUUCCACUAGCAGCGGAUAAUAGGACCACAGGAGACCCAGCAGUCAUACACAUCUGUACAAAUGCUGCACCAGUGUCUUCAUUUAACUGUACACGAGUGACUAAAGAAGCUAAGUUAACACUAAAGUGGGAGCGCCCUGCUGGUGACAUUACUAACUUCACCAUUAAGACAUUCAGUGAUGCCUGGAGCAAUGAAACACUGGUUUUGGCUGAUAACCUAAAUACAACUGUAACAAAUUUAAAUUAUUCCACCUCCUACAGUGUUAGUAUUAUAACCCGUUCAUGUGGGAAAGAAAGCCUUCCAAACCAAAUAACAUGUGUUACAAGUAUCACUGACCCACCUGCUCCAGUAGAAAAGCCUAAUAUUACGUCAAUCACUCACAACUCCUUUAAAAUUCAGUUCAGUGCGUUUGUGUCAAAAAAUGGACCGCUAAAGGCCUAUGCAAUAGUAAUCACAACAGCUAAAGAAGGCAAUAAACCUACAAAUAGCAGCUUGAGCUAUACAUACAAGGACUUCAAGGAAAAGAAAACAAACACUUACGUAACAUAUGUCAAAAACAUUACGCAAAUGAGAGCCUUUUCCUCCCGUUCAGAUAGUUCACAAUAUGAAAUGGAAGUAGGAAAUGCAGGCACAUCGGAUGGCUAUGCCAAUGCACGGCUGGAACCACUUGGUUCAUACCGGGCGAGUGUUGCAGGUUUCACUAAAAUGGAACUUAACAAUGGUAUUGUUGAAGAGAGAAGCUAUGUAUCAUUUACACCUUAUUCUCAGGAAAUUAUAUUACCCCAGGAUCCAGGAAUCAUCACUGGAGCUGUUAUUGGAUGUAUUUUGGGUGCUGUGGCUAUAGCUACUGUAGUGGUAUUCGUUUUCUGGAGACGGAGAAGGAAAGAUGGAAAAAAUAGUGAGCUGCCCUUUUCUCCAAUUAGACCCAAGAAAUCCAAGUCAAUUAAAGUUGAAAACUUUGAGUCCUACUUUAAGAAACAGCAAGCUGACUCGAACUGUGGAUUUGCUGAAGAGUACGACGAACUCAAGUCGGUGGGCAUUAAUCAGCCUAAAUUUGCAGCUGAACUUACUGAGAACAGAGGGAAAAAUAGGUACAAUAAUGUCUUGCCAUAUGACAUUUCCCGUGUUAAACUUUCAAUCCAAAACCAUCCAACUGAUGAUUAUAUUAAUGCAAAUUAUAUGCCCGGAUACAACUCCAAGAAAGAAUUUAUUGCUGCACAAGGCCCCUUACCCAACACUGUACAAGACUUCUGGCGCAUGAUUUGGGAAAAAAAUAUCUAUGCUAUUGUUAUGUUGACAAAAUGUGUUGAACAAGGCAGGACAAAAUGUGAGGAAUAUUGGCCAGACAAAGGAUCCAACUAUUACGAUGACAUUACUGUAACAUUGGUCUCAGAGUAUGUCCUUCCAGAAUGGACAAUAAGAGACUUCACAGUGGAAGACAGGGAUGCAACUGAAAGCCACUCUGUACGCCAGUUCCAUUUCACUUCCUGGCCUGACCAUGGUGUUCCAGAGACAACAGACCUUCUUAUUAACUUUAGACAUCUGGUACAGGAAAACAUUAGACAAAAUCCCCCAGAUUCUCCUACUCUGGUGCACUGCAGUGCUGGUGUUGGCAGGACAGGUACUUUCAUUGCAAUUGACCGCCUGAUCCAGCAAAUAGAAAUGGAUAACAUCAGUGAUGUGUAUGGAGUAGUAUAUGAACUUCGAAUGCAUCGACCUUUAAUGGUGCAAACAGAGGACCAGUAUGUCUUCCUAAACCAGUGUGUUUUGGACAUUAUUAAAUCCCAAAGAAACAAAAAAUCAGACCUUAUCUACCAAAACACAACAGCAAUGGCAAUCUAUGAAAAUUUUGCACCAACACCAAGUUUUGAGAAGGCAAAUGGCUACCAUGCAUAACCAGAGAGCGAAGAAAUGUCACUAGGAAGCCAUUACUGUCCUGCACACAGGAAAACGAAAUGCACUGUUAUUGUACAUGUGUGUGUACCGUGUCUUUUAUUAUUUUUUCAGUCUUGUAUAUCAAAUUUGAAGAUGCCCGUGUAAAAAUGUCAUUUGGAGUUGUGGGUUAGUAUAAAAAGAAGCUGUAAGUUAACAGAGGAAAUUGCUUUAUCUUGGGAACUUCACAAUACUAGUAGGCGAAACAACAUUUGCAGUACAAAUGGUGAAGUAGAUGAUAAAUAUUAAAAAUAACAAAUUACAAAGGCUCUUUUUUAAUUACAAUUUUGUAUGAUUUCAUAUACAGAUACCUGGCUUGUGGGCUGUGGAAUAUAUUUUAUAAAAGUCAGGAACAUAUUUUAUCUACUGACCUGGUUACUUAGUUGAUGGAUAUAUGCUUCAUUGUGAUUUGUCCUUAGUGUUCCGUUUGAUUUAUAAGAAGGAGUACAAACGCCUCCUACAAAUGGAUGUUGAUAUUUGGAAAUUGUGCCUUUUCUGGUUAUUACUCUGUAGACAAAAAUAAUCAGAGCCCUAUAUUUUUGUAUUGAGACUUCUAAUUAGAAUAUAGAUUUUAACUGUAGUAACAUUGCUGGCGAGACGCUCCUAGAUUUUGGUAGUGAUCUUCCCCUUUUUGUAUUCCAUCACAACCUUCAGAGGCCUUAUAUCACAGUGCCUCAGUCUAGAGGAAAAGGAGGGCAAGGGUUGUGUGUCAUUCUGAGCUUUAGUGUGUGUGUGUGUGUGUGUGUGUGUGUGUGUGUGUGUGUGUGUGUGUGAGAGAGAGAGAGGGGGGGGAAGCAACUCCUCCCAUUUCUGGCUGAUAUUUCUGAUUUAUAGAGUUUAUAAGGAUUUAUUUAAAGGUGCAAUAUGUGAUUUAUUGAAUAAUGAUUGCUCUACUUAAAGAGAGCUUUACUCAGGUUGUCUCUUUUUUAAUUAUUGUUUUUUUUUCUUAAAUAUAUAAAUCUGUGAAAAUUUCAGACUGAGAAUUCACAUGUCAAAGUGCUCCCAAACAGGUUCACUGGCUUUAUUCAAUUUAGCAAAAGUAAAUGCACAAAUGUCUACUGUAUAUAUCAAUUACUAGAAUCUGUUGUUUUAGCCUGUCAAAACUGAGAUGUGUUUUAUCUUGGUGCAUCUCAAAAAUAUAAUUUAACUGUUUUAUAAUUGUUUCCAAUAUGCUGCUGCUGCUAUUUUAACUGAUCCUUUUUUAAAAAUCUAGAUAUUAAUAUUACAUGUCAAGGGCUAAUUUGGAUUUAUUUUGCUGGUACAUUAAUGUUAAACGUAUGAAGGCAUUACCAAUGAAGGACUUAUUUGUUAUUUUUAAGGGGUACUGGGUGUUUUUUUCUUCUUUGGAUCAGUGCACUGGUUGCAUUGCAAAGUAAGAAGUUCAGGAACAUCCAUGAAAUAGCUGUUAAAGUCUUAUGAAGGUUUAAUAGCCAGCGUACCUGGGAUUCUGCAGCAUUUGAAAGCCAGUUUGUAUGACAAAGAUGACAAAAACUGCUGCAAAUUUUGGAAAUGAUUGUGGCACUACAAUGGGUAGCUGGCUGCCCUGUAGAAUCCACUGUUGAAUGAAAAAUCCCAGGCAUCCUGGCCUCUAUAGUCCCACAUCUGUGAACUUAAGUACUGGCAACAGUAAUUCUUAUUCGGUAAUGGAAGUGUGUCAUUUAAGCAAAACUGGAGGGAUACCCACACCACGGUUUGACCAGGACUCAUAACAGCCAUUUGUUGUGUUUAUUUUAUUUUUUCUUCUUCUUAUCUGAAAUAUUUAAAAUCUAUCAAACCAUCCCACCAGACUCCUUCUCAAAUGGAAAUUGCAAUCCUGAUUUUUUUCACCCUGCAUCCUUUCUAAGGUGCCAUUAGAUCUCAACGAAAUGCAAAUGCAACAACUUCUUCACUUAGCUUGGCAGCACAGAUCAAACCAAAAAAAUCCCUAAGGCUUCACUAGAGAGAAGGGCCUGCCCCUCUACAUUGUUGGGGGAGGGGGUGUUUGUUUUUCAUUUAAAUACUACUACUCUCUGUGGUAGUGCAGUCUUAAGGUACCAUGGAAAUGCAUGGCUGGUCAGAAAUCGUUAUUUCUGGGACAGCCCAGAAGGUCUUUAGUCCAAGAAUACUGCACUUGGUUUAAAAAGUGACUAUCUUGUGUAGCAGAGAAGAGCAGUGAAUGCAUUGUCUCUCAUAGUGUUUGUGCUGUGGAUUCUGCACUUGCUUUAUAUAGUGGAUGCAUCUGCAUUAUAUAGCAGCAGAACCUCAGAAAACUAGCUAUAACUGUGACUAUCUAUUUCGGUCUAAACACCUAUGAUAGAUUGUUGCAGCAGCAGGUGAUUAAAAGUGGGAUCCUAGAUACAAUUUGUUUCCAUUAGGAAAACAAUAGAAUAAAUAUUUGUCAAGAGAUUCCUGAGAAGUAAAUAAAAACUCUAUCCAAUCAAAUCCUUUUAUGGAUUCCAAGUUCCCAAGACAAAUAUCUGCUAAAUCAGGAGAGAGUCUGAUUUCCCCGCUUAUGAAUUAAAUGUGAGAAGAACACAAUAGAUGAGAUUACAGGGCCAAUCCUGCCUGACUAAAACAGUCACUAUUCCCAAUCAAGUCUAUUACCCAGAGAGGCCAAAAAGAAUUUUCCAAGCUCAGUGGUUUGAACAUUGGCCUGCUAAACCUAGAGUUAUGAGUUCAAUCCUUGAGGGGGCUAUUUAGGGAACUGGGGCAAAAAUCCAUCUGGGGAUUGGUCCUGCUUUGAGCAGGGGGUUGGACUAGAUGACCUCCUGAGGUCCCUUCCAACCCUGAGAUUCUAUGAUUCUAUGAGCAAGGCAUGCAGGCUCAGGCCAUAUAGUUUUUAGUGGACAGAAAAAGUUGAUUAAUGCUUAAAGUGAUGUAUCCAUGAAGUUGGGUGUUGUUCCACUGUGACUAACUAGGACAGGCCACAUAGGAACUCCCACUGGAAGGAAUGGGUCUUACAGGUAAUUUUUUAUCUUAGAGAGAUUCCCUCUAACCAAGAUGACUUGAAUAGGAUUCUAGCAUAUGUUUCUCAUCUACAAACUGAUAUGUCUUUAGUUUCUUUUGAUUCAGGACUAAAGGUUGCUAUUUAUACUGUCUUGUUGCUCUUUAUUCUGUUCAUUCAGUGCUUAUUGUUGGUGGUGCUUGCCUAAAGUAAUCUGCUUUCCCAGCCUCAAAACUCUCCUGUGUUACAACACUGGGUUUUCUGACUGGGGUGGUUGUUUUUUUUCCUUCAAUUUGGGACCCUUUUAAAAAGGGAAAUGUUCACGUGUGUCAAAUAAGGGUUGCUUUUAGUUGAAUAUUUUGAUGUACAAAUUUCAGUGUUUUUCAUACAGCUGUACAGAAACUUGUAGCACAUUGUCUUAACUUUUUAAUAGUUUGUUUUAAAGAUAAAGAUAAUUAAAAAGCAUUAACUUAGA